UGCGUGUCAGUCCACUUACAGCUGGCUGUGAGGACAACUGACGCUACUCUUUUUUUUUUUUGGCUCUUUGUCACAGCCACACGUUUACCUGCACUUAAAAAAAAAAAAAAAAAAAGUGUCUUAAAGUUAGCGCAGUAACUGGGGAGCAGUUUCGGAGCCUCUUUUUUUACGGUUUUAUUACUGGAAAACUGAAGUUGGAGGCUGGGCCUUUAGCUUUUUCACCGACGGUGGAGAAGAGAGAAAAAAGCUGGUCUUUUUUAUUUUUUGUAAAAAAAAAAAAAAAUUGUGGAAAGACGAUAAAUGCUACUAACGAAAAUGGACCUGUUGAACUACCAAUAUUUGGACAAAAUGAACAACAACAUUGGGAUUCUCUGCUACGAAGGUGAAGCAGCUUUGAGGGGGGACCCCAGACUCCAGUCCCUUUCCUUAUCCUCGUCUUCCUCUUCGUCAUCAUCUUCAUCAUCGUCCUCCUCUUCCUCCAUCUCCAGCCACAGGACAGGUCCUCCUCCCAUUAGCCCCACCAAGCGGAAGCUGAGUGGGGAGCAAGGAGACAGUGACAUGGACGACAAUGAACAUGUAGCAAAGAUGAGCCGACUGUUUGCCACACAGCUGAAGCCUAAUGGAGACUACCGUAGCUCUCCCAUCUCCAAGGAUAGAAGCAGGAGCCCCGUCGAGCGCGUGGUGAUGCACGGAGCUCUGGGAGUUCACAGCAACCACCUGUACAGCCACGCCCACCACCAUCAGCACCUGGCUGCUUUAACCAGCGUGGACCAGCCGCUGGCCCUCACUAAAAACAGCAUGGUGGACUCUGUGCGCAGCAGCACAGCAGUUAUGGCCACAAUGCCGCACACCGUCAGCGCGGUGGAACGACAGCAGAAUCGUCCCUCAGUGAUCACAUGCGCUCCAGCCAACAACCGCAACUGUAACUUGUCUCACUGUCCGGUCUCCCACAGUGGCUGCUCAGGCCUCAACAACAGCUACAGGAGAAUCAACACCAACACAGCGUGUGACCCGGUGAUUGAGGAGCAUUUCCGCCGCAGCCUCGGAAAGAACUACAAGGAGCCCGAGCCCACCGCCACCAACUCUGUGUCCAUCACAGGCUCUGUGGAUGACCACUUCGCCAAGGCGCUGGGCGAGACCUGGCUGCAGAUCAAAAACAAGGGGAGUCCGUCAUCUUCCACCAGCAGCCCAAACUCUUCCCCCGACAGUCACAUGGUCAAUCACAACCACUCCCCUUCUGUCCUCUCCUGAAAGGGGAGGGGUUUAAAAAGAUCAGCCCCCUUCCAUCAUCCCGCCUCUGCCACACCCUAUCACCAGCAUCGCAGCGACAACGCCACCUGCUGGUCUGCUUAAAUACCCCCUGAACCUGACGCUCACACUCUCUAUGCACUUGUAAACAUUGAUCAAGCAAUAACAACAUAGAUCAGCUUUUUGUUUGUUUGUUUUUAAUAAACCUUUGACAUGGUGAAACCAGAGAAGAUCCAGCGAUGAGUGACGAGGGUUCAACUUUGGGACUGAGUGGAGCACACGCUUCACACAUUCACCUUCUGCGCACCGAGCUGCAGUUAUGUACAUACAGAAAUGGAGGAAAGGAGGCGCUUUUCAUUUCGUUCUUGUUUCUUUAACAGUAGUUUUGUGUACCGCUUCUGCAUUACGAGAUGCCCGACAUUUGAAAGAUUAGCGAGAGAAAUGAGAUUUCUUUGGAGAUAUAAAAUCCCCACAAACCACCUGACUGUGCUACCAAAGAAAGCUCUCACACGGUUUAUCUGCGCCCGCCAAAAACAAAGAGGUCUGUUAGUUCUCUCCCCCUCCCUUACUGAGUAUGUGCUGGUGGUGUUGUCACUGUACGUGUUGUUAUGAAGCGAUCGACUGUCUGAUUUGUACUGCUGUCAUGGAGGGUAAACGGUAGCAUGUCAAUAUCCUAAUCUGCCGCGGCACACAUUGUGGACUGAUACAGUAGAUUUGAGGACAAAGUAACCGGAGACUCUUGUCUCAUCUGUGUUUACCUCUAAACUGAACUCUGCAGAACACAGUUCUGAAAAUCAUUACUGAGAAAAUGGAAACAUGUACCUGGCAGAGAUACGCAACAUGUGAUCCAUUUGAUCUGUCACAUGGCAGCAUGUGAAAGAAAACACGCCUGUGCUGCGUCUCUGCAAACUUCUUCAUCCUUGCCAGCAUUUAGAGAUAAAGCUUGUUGCUAGAAUUACCGCCUGUGGCAACAACUGUCGUACUGUAAAGUCUGCAGAUGAUUACAUUCUGCACCCCCCCCCCCCCCCUUUUGUUCCAACCCAAGCAUUGCCCAAAGGAUUGAAGGAGCACCCAGUUGGUUUAAUAGUUUCAUUGCGCUGCCUCUGCUGAACUAAUGGUGGCAGCCUUUAGUGGGGUUUCCAGUGCCAUGAAUCAAGUGACCUGCUGACCGUAUAGCCAUAGCACCACCACACUGCUGUUCUACAUCACAGUAGUGCCACAAUUUCAUCAAGACUUUAGCAAAAUGUAAACAAGAAUCAUCACAAAUUUACACCACAACAAUAAGAAACAUCACAAAGGUGUCACGAUGCCGGUGCUACACGCCAAGAAGUGUCUAGACUUCAUCAAGGUGCCGUCACCAGGGUGUGUCAUGCUGGACAGUGUAGACAGUGAUUAUGAAUGACGUGUUGUUGCACACUGCGGAUGAAUAGGAAGAACGUCUGAUAUCACCUGAUCAUGGCUGCGUCUGGAUGGCUUCUGUCUGUUGAGCUUCGUGUUGUAUUGGUGAUGGUUUGUCCACCUCUUCCCUCUCAUGUAUCACCGCAGAAUACUCAUGAUCCAGCAUUUUGUCAAAUCUUAAAACCACCACGAUGAACCAAUAAAUACAUCGUCAAGUCUUCUUUCAACAUUUCAAAAAAAGUGGUGGCGUGGUGUCUGGCAUCAGCCAGACAAACAGGACUCGCCACCUCUUAGAGAUCGGCGUGUGUUGUGUUAAUUAAUCGAAGUGGUACCUCCUCCCCAUCAUGACUGAGUGUCGCUCCUCUCCUCUCCACAGCUGAGGAGGACCCUCCUGUCAGCCACAGAGCCUGGUCAGUUCUUUUCUCACUUCCCUGUAAAUUCAUCCACAUUGUGCCAAAAGGCAUUUCAGCACAGUUUGAUUCUAAAAUCAGUUGUUUGGUAAAAAAUUAGGAUUAAAAAGAAGUUGCACGAGCUGUAGUGUGUUUGAGUUUUGAUGAGUUUCACAGUGGUGAGAUGUGUUGUUUUUGGUCUCGAUUGGGGGAGAGAAGAUAAUUCAGAUGUCUUGAGACACACCUUCCUACGACCCUUUGAACACGACUGCUCUUAAACCCCGCCCCUCCUGCACACUGGUUUGGUAGAAUUCUUAGUUUUGAUGGGGAAUCGAACGCUGGGACAGAUGCAUGUUUUUUGUUUUAAAAGUUUUUAAUAGCUGGUAUCUAUUAGUGUUUUUAAGCAUUUCAAUUUUUAUUAGCCUUUCAUUCUGACGUUAGUUGUUACUUCUUUCACUGUCGGUAACAGACAUAGACACUAUACACUUACUGCUGGGUCAGUUGUACUUCAUAUUAUUAUUGUUUUUAUUACAAUUUUUGUUUUUGUUUUCCAUUAUCAUCAGCGUAAUGACAAACAUCUAUAGUGGGACGGCCUCCGGACAGGUUCUGGUUAAAGACGACAGCUGCUUUUCUCGAAACCACCUAAGACAUCACCAUGGAGAUGGUUUUGAGAAACGUGGCCUGUUGAUGUUUUCUUUAAGAUGUUGAUCCAUCAGUGGUACAAUGUUGAGCUGAGACACCAGAUUGGCACAAAUUAGUCAGCAGAACAUUUUGUUUUACAAGCUGGUAUAAACUCAACACAUUUGACAACAAGAUAGUUUGGGGGCGGGGGGGGGGGAGCUCCAUAAAAAUGGGCUGAGUUUCUUUCAGAAUUAGUAGCGUGAUGUCGGCAUGAACUCAACCUUUAAGCCGCUGACUUUUUAACGUCCCAACUUGGUGUCCCGGGCUUUUUUUUUUUCUUUUCAAUAUUUUCUGAACGUCAUUGUAUGGUUGCUGUAGUUAAGUUAGACUGCUGCAGUUUCAGAAGAUGUAACAUUUUUGGUUUCUUUAUGUAAAAGCCUUCUUCAAGGUGGCAAACAUUCCUCCUGUAGGGAACUUUGUAUGUCAGAGGAGCUCGUAACGUAGGCGCACUUCUCUUCUAACUCUACCACCACUUACAGUGUGCCCACGUUUGCUUUUCUGUUUCAGAAUCACAUGAAUCAGCCAGAGAUCAAUGGCUUUUAUCAAAAAGACACACACAUGCACAAAAAGUACUCUGAGGACAUUGAGCAUAGAAAUAAUGUCCUUCUGUAGGGUGGAAGACUGAGUUUAGUUUUAGUGAGUGUAGGGUGGAAGACUGAGUUUAGUUUUAGUGAGUGUGAUGACAACAUGCGUGUUCAGUGAAUGGAAAGGUUUAGCCGAUGUUCUAGACUGUCCAAACAUUCCAUCCACAAACAUUUGUAGACUUUUCAUCAAUCUAAAAACCCAAAAAUUAUAACCCAAAUGCCAGUGGAUCAAUUAGCAUAAGUCAGCCAUCAAAACGUGUGUUCAGAGGGGAUUUGGAGAGGGAGGUCUUUUGGGGGGAGGGGCUUGAGAAGCAGAGCUUCUGUAGUCUUGGUCUAUGAGCCAGGAGCCCCUCUCACCUGUCAGGAUUUAGUGGACCCUGACUGAGAUCUGGCACAAUUAGCAACACACGAGAAAACACGAGGGGAAGGGGCUUAGCGUCCUGAGAAUUUUUUUAAAUCGUCGCAUUUCAGUUCACUUCUGUAGGUCGGAGGCUCUCUUCUGCUUUGGCACACACUCCCUACACACUGUAGGAAAAUCACUUAAUAAAGUACUUUUUUUAUAAUAGGUAACUAUAAGACCAUCAUUACGCUGUGCGUAACGAAUGUACAGACAAAUCGUAGGUAUUUGUUUGAGGAACAAUUAAUUUGAUAAUGAUAUGUAGCUAUUUAAUUGUUUUCCCUUUUCUAUAUGUAAUCAAGAUUUUUUUUUUUUUCUUUUUUGUGAAAAAAGUUGAUCUUUUUGGUUAUAGAGUUUGGUCUUGUUGGAGGAAAAGUUCAAGUGCAGGAACACAGUUAAUGUAUGAAAACACAAAAAGCCACCCAUGUGUCUGCGACAAUCAUUACCUUGGCUGAUCUACUUUUUUUUCACUUCUGCCCAAACACCUCAAAUUAUUGCUUCAAACAGUUGAACAGAUUUCACUUAAUGAAAAACACAUUAUCAGUUGAAAGGUUGAGUAAUAUGUAACAAUAUCUUAGAUGGAACGUGUUUUUUGUUCAAUGUUAUUUUCAUUAACUACAAAAGUAAGACCGUAGCCAUCAUGGAUUUAAAAACGAUAAGUAGGAACUACGUUACAUGUACCUGUUCCAAUCAGAAUGGAAGCCAGCCAGAAUGGAGUUAUUUGCCUCAAUUACAUGACCCUAAUAAAAUGAUCGGACAGAUCAGCACAUUUGUUCAGCUCAGUAUUUUCUGAAUGGCGAGUUUGACUUGUCAAAAGCAGCUCGUGGGAAUUAACUUCAACAACAUUCAUAGGUAAGCUUUGUAGUCCUGAUCUUCAGCUGGUAUUGACGAUAGUCAACAGGCACCAACGUUUCACGUACGUGAUGGAGCUACUCCUUAUGUGGUGUUCCAGCCGCUGAAGCAUUCAAUAAUUUUAAUUGAUUUAAAACAUCCGGCAGCCCAGUCUCUUGCUUUGUUCCUUUUUGGAAAAAAAUGACUGACCGCUGAUGUGCAAGUACUGAUCAUGUGCUGAAAUCUAGGUUUAUAGAUGACAACGAUCACGUUUACACAGCCAACAGGUGCUAAUAUCUUCCUAUUUUAUUAAGUUAUCAAGGACUGUACCACCCUCAUCAUUCGGACUAAAAGUGGUCCCAUUCAGUGACUUCAUUCUGAUGAGAAACACCUCUUAUACUCAGUCAUCUGAAUGCAUGAGUGACUGUCAUGUAAAUGUAGCUAAUGAGGCAUGUUAGCAAUAUAAAGAUGUUCAGAUUAAGUUUUUGUUUGACGGAUGGGAGCUGAGCCUUUGUGGAGGCCGUUUUAGCUCUGUAACCAAGCCAACAAAAAUCAGUGUGCAGAUACAGAAGAGUUGAUUCUUAUUCUGGCUGUACCACGUUGAACUGGUCCUUUCAAAGUGGUUGUACUUUGGUAGUAAAACUGAACUAUAUAAACUGUAUCAUGAAAAUGGUCAAUUUGUGGCUGUGUGUCCUCUUACUAAAAAAAGGUUUUGGCAGGCCACCUUUUUUGUAUGUAAAGUAGCCUCGAUGAACAAUAAAGUUCUUUAAACCAC
Molecule: messenger RNA, 6303 nt
Organism: Thalassophryne amazonica
Lineage: Eukaryota; Metazoa; Chordata; Actinopteri; Batrachoidiformes; Batrachoididae
Gene: vgll4b
Product: vestigial-like family member 4b
Exons: 5
Coding region: 301-1251 (316 amino acids)
Biological process (GO): negative regulation of DNA-templated transcription
Molecular function (GO): transcription coactivator binding
Source: RefSeq, a predicted model, not a curated record